This is a messenger RNA of Pelobates fuscus (common spadefoot toad), 1023 nucleotides long. It is a transcript of the gene NUDT15, whose product is annotated as nudix hydrolase 15. Gene Ontology annotation, molecular function: 8-oxo-7,8-dihydrodeoxyguanosine triphosphate pyrophosphatase activity. Gene Ontology annotation, cellular component: cytosol. The coding region runs from base 30 to 518 and encodes 162 amino acids. Gene Ontology annotation, biological process: dGTP catabolic process. The record is from RefSeq and is a predicted model, not a curated record. The transcript is spliced from 3 exons. Lineage: Eukaryota; Metazoa; Chordata; Amphibia; Anura; Pelobatidae.
GGCGGAGAUUGGGUAACUAGAGACUCGCCAUGUCAGGGCCGGUAAGAGCUGCCAGGCCUGGGGUCGGUGUGGGGGUUAUAGUCACCAGCCCGUCCCAUCCAGGCUGUGUGUUACUCGGGAGGAGGAAAGCAUCGGUCGGAGCCGGAAUGUACCAGCUUCCCGGGGGACACCUGGAAUUCGGUGAAAGCUGGGAGGAAUGUGCAGAACGGGAGACAUUGGAGGAAGCAGGUCUUCACAUCAGACACGUCCAUUUUGCAUCGGUAGUAAAUGGUAUCAGUCUGAAGCAUGAUUACCAUUAUAUUACAAUUAUAAUGAAAGGUGAAGUAGAUAUGAGCUUCCCAUCAGAACCAACCAACCUAGAGCCUGAGAAGAAUGAAGGAUGGAACUGGGUUAAAUGGGAAGAAUUUCCUCCAAAUGACCAACUUUUCUGGGCUUUAUGUUCUUUGAAGCAGCAAGGGUACAAUCCUUUUAGUGAUGAUUUUAAUCAUCUCAGGCCACGUACAGAAAAUCAUCUAUAACAUCCUUGUUUAUUAUCUCCAUGGGAUACAUUUUCAUAAAAUAUAUAGCCAUAUGUUAUAGAGGUUAAUUAAUGCCAUCCCUGGAAGUACAGUGCAGAGAUCUGUCAUUUUAGUAGGCUCAUGUCAAUUUAUUUGUAUUUAUCUUAACUCCUUUCCAAUUCCUACUUUUCCCCUAUGAAGAGCUCCUGAGAUUUACACCUCUCUGUUUUGAGCCGGUCACAACAAACAUACAACGGUUACUAAAGCAAUAAAUGUUUUAAUGUAUGAUAGUGAUGGCUUUGGGAGCUGUUAUAGCUGUACUUGCAUGCUGCUUUGCUCCAGCACCGCCAUUCUCUUAGAAUACUUGGGUGUUACAGUACUGCAGCCCUCUUUGCUGUCAACCUCUCCCCUCUGGAAUUGCUGAUGCUUGGGGACACUGCCUCAGGCAGAGCGAUCCUCCCUGUUGGUGCCAACAUACUGGCUUCGCUGCAUCAUAUCCUCACCAUAAAACAUGAGACUUUUUUGG